AGGAAUUCUGCGCUGUAUGAACGAGUGAACCAGCGUAAGACUUACCAAGCAAAACCACUUCUUUAGUUAGCAGCCCUACUUUGCGCCACACGAGCAAUGGCCAAGACGCGCCGUCGGAAGAAGCGCACGCACGUUGAGACCGAUGCGGCGGAGGCAAAGAAGCCGGACCCUAAGACUUUCGUCUUCAAACGCGGAAAGCAUGGGGCCAUCCUGGCUGACCUGGAGCAGGACAUGCGCCGCAUGCUGCUGCCCAACACCGCCCUCAACCUGCGGGAGUCCCGCAAGAACAGCCUGCGUGACUUUGUGUCGGUGGCGGGGCCUCUGGGCGUGACGCACUUUGUGAUGCUGUCCGCCACCGACAACAGCAGCUACAUAAAGUUCGCCAAGACGCCGCGGGGCCCCACCAUGACCAUGCGUGUGCGCAACUACAGCCUCAUCCGCGACGUGCAGAGCGCAGCGGUGCGGCCGCGAGUGCCCGCAAACGCAUUCAAGACUCCUCCGCUGGUGGUGAUGAACGGCUUCAGCGGCAACGACACGCUGCGGCUGGUCACCACGCUGUUCCAGGGCGUGUUCCCGCCCAUCAACGUGCAGCGCACCAAGCUCAGCGCAUGCCAGCGAGUGGUGCUGCUGUCGAGGGACAAGGAGAGCGGUCUGAUCCGGCUGCGCCACUACGGCAUCUCCGUGGCGCCGUCCGGGCUGCGCAAGAGCGUCAAGGGCCUGUUGUCCCGUCGCGAGGUGCCCGACCUCAGCGCCUUCCGUGACGUGUCCGAGUUCGUGACCAAGAGCGGAUACGGCUCGGAGAGCGAGGGCGAGGACGCGGAGACCAGCCGCGUGACGCUGGCGCAGGACCUAGGUCGCGGCAACGUGGCGGCGCGGCAGUCGCGGGUGCGGCUACACGAGAUAGGGCCGCGACUGGACCUGGAGCUAGUCAAGGUGGAGGAGGGUCUGUGCGAGGGCGCAGUGCUGUUCCACGCGCACGUGAGCAAGAGCGCGGAGGAGGCGGCGGAGCUGGCGGACCGGCGGGAGGAGCGCGAGCAGCUGCGGGCGGAGCGGCGCAAGCAGCAGGACGCCAACGUGCGGCGCAAGGCGGCGGAGGCGGCGCGCAAGGCGGCGGCGCAGGCGGACGAAAUGCGGCAGCAGGGCAAGCUGCCGGCGGGCCAGAAGCAGUGGUGGGAGAAGGAGGUGGAGCCGACCAUGGGGCGGCCCGGCGACGUCAGCGGCAACGACGAGGAGGGGCAGGAGCCGGAGGAGGGCGGCAGCGGCGGAGAGGACGGCGCCGGCAAGAAGCGGAAGCGGGCGGCGGCGGCGGCGGCAGCGGCGGCGGAUGAGGACGACGACGAUGCUGCGUAUUUCAAGGAGGAGGUGGGGCGCGAGCCCGACGCGGACGAGAUGGUGGGGUCCUACAGGGGCGGGCGAGGAGGCCGCGGCGGGCGCUUCGGCGGCCGGGGGCGCGGCGGGCGCGGCGGCCGAUUCGGCGGCGGCGGAGGACGGAACUGGGGCACGGAUGACUACAUCAAGAAGCAGCGGCGGGAAGACGGAGGCGGCGGGGGUGGUGGUGGUGGAGGCGGAGGAGGUGGAGGCGGCGGCGGCGGCUUCCGGGGGCGAGGAGGCCGCGGCGGGCGGGGCGGCGGCGGUGGAGACCGCGACGGCGGCGGUGGCAGGGGCCGCGGCGGCGGCCGGGGCGGCGGUCGGGGCGGCGAGCGGAGAGGCGGUGGUGGAGGCGGCGGCCGCGGGCGGGGAGGUCGUGGCGGUCGGCGGUAGGCGGGCGGCAGUGAGUGGGCGGAGGCGUGUGUGUGUACGGUGUGGGGAUGGCGGGAGGUGGCGAGCAGGGGUUGCCGGGUGGCUGCGGCCCGCGCCGACCCGACUGCUGACGGGCGCUGUGGCGCACUGGCGCCACCUGCUGCCGGGCCCCGGGCGCUGGGCGCUCCGGGUAGGCAGGUGGGGGGCCAUUGGGCGCUUCUGGUAGGCAGGUAGAGGCUUGGGUAGGGGGCGUCAGUGGCCUCAGUGGCGUGCAGUUCUGCACCUGCGGUCCUGAGCUGUGCGGCAGGCCGAAGGGAGGGGAAGCCGUGAUGUCGAUGAAGCCGGGGAGUGAUAUGGGUGGUGGCGUGAUGAGGAGGCGGAGGCCGGGGUGCGAUGUUCAUGUGAGGAUUGCGGAGCCGGCGGCAGCUGGCGGGAGCCGCACGGUGGACUCGCACAAGGUGAUGGUGCAUGAGCAGGUGGGUCGCUGCAGCGGCGACGUAAUGCUCUGAGGCAGGAGACGCCUGACGUCCUGGAGGAUGUCUUGUUGAUAGGCGGCCCGGCGGAAUGUUGGCGCGGCCUGUAAUGUGCGGGCUCC
Chlamydomonas reinhardtii is the source of this 2335-nucleotide messenger RNA. RefSeq lists its product as uncharacterized. Gene Ontology annotation, cellular component: preribosome, large subunit precursor. Lineage: Eukaryota; Viridiplantae; Chlorophyta; Chlorophyceae; Chlamydomonadales; Chlamydomonadaceae. The record is from RefSeq and is a predicted model, not a curated record. The transcript is spliced from 12 exons. Bases 97 to 1761 code for a protein of 554 amino acids. Gene Ontology annotation, biological process: ribosomal large subunit assembly; rRNA processing. Gene Ontology annotation, molecular function: rRNA binding.